This is a messenger RNA of Rubroshorea leprosula, 1214 nucleotides long. Lineage: Eukaryota; Viridiplantae; Streptophyta; Magnoliopsida; Malvales; Dipterocarpaceae. The record is from the annotation of a GenBank genome assembly.
CAUUCAGAUCCUUGAAUUCUUGCUUCUCUCUUUCUGAGAAGUAAUUCUACUCAAAAUUUUAUUUUAGAAAGUUUAUUUCUUGAAAUUUUGGGUAUGGACAUGUAUGUACAGAGUACAACAGAGUCCGAUUUAGCAUUUCUGGACUCAAUUCGCCUAUGUCUUCCAUGCGAAUCGGAGUCUUUGUCAGAGAUGUCAGAGACGGAUUCAGUUUCUAGCAAUGGACGCUGUCCUGUUUACGGUCGGAGUUCAAGCCUCAGCAGCUUGUACUCUUGCCUGACGGACAAUUGGGGUGAACUGCCGCUCAAAGAAGACGACUCUGAAGACAUGGUCGUCUUCGGCUUCCUCCGGGAUGCGUUCACUGUUGGGUGGGCGCCGUCUGACGCUGUUGUGCCGAAGUUCUCGGUAGUUAAGCCGGAACCCCAGGAGGGUUUGGUAUUGGCGGCACCGGAAGUGCCGGCGGCAAAGGUUGUUCCGGUUAAGGGAAAGCAUUACAGGGGAGUUAGGCGGAGGCCGUGGGGGAAAUUCGCUGCGGAGAUUCGUGACCCGGCCAAAAACGGGGCGCGGGUUUGGUUGGGUACCUUCGAAACGGCUGAGGACGCGGCUUUGGCUUACGACAGAGCGGCUUAUAGGAUGCGAGGGUCAAGGGCGCUGUUGAACUUCCCGUUGAGGGUGAAUUCAGGAGAGCCUGACCCAGUGAGAAUCAGGUCGAAGAGGGCAUCGCCGGAGCCGUCCUCACCGUCGUCAUCUGGAUCGGUGAAUGGCUUGCCGAAGCAAAGGAAGAAGGUAGGUGGAUCGACUCGGGUUGUUGUUUAAACCGGGUUGGAAAUGGGUAAGGGAACAGAGGUUAAGUGUGAGGUGGAGUCUUGCACACAUGUCGAACAGCUAUUGGUUGCUUAAUGCUGACGUGUGAAACUCAGCAGUUGAGAUUUGGGAAUGGGAUUACGUGUAAAGCUUACUAAAGUUUCUGGGGCAAAUACAUAAUUUUGUGAAAUGCAUGGACCGGGGGUGGAAAUAACAGAAAUGAGAAGGGAUAAGAUUAGAAGAAUAAAAAAAGAAAACUCAUUAGCAGUUAAUAUUAAAAAUAUCAAGAUGUCAAUAAUGCGUGAAUUAUAAUUUUAUUAAAUUUAUAAUGUAAUUAUUAUUAAACGUCUUGAUAUUUUUAAUGAUAACACAUUCUCAUUAACCCUUUCCCCUUAUAAACUCGAGCAGUUUGA